Cariama cristata (Red-legged seriema) is the source of this 800-nucleotide messenger RNA. RefSeq names its product metabotropic glutamate receptor 1-like. Gene Ontology annotation, cellular component: postsynaptic density membrane. Gene Ontology annotation, biological process: regulation of synaptic transmission, glutamatergic; G protein-coupled glutamate receptor signaling pathway. The annotation marks the transcript as partial. Lineage: Eukaryota; Metazoa; Chordata; Aves; Cariamiformes; Cariamidae. The record is from RefSeq and is a predicted model, not a curated record. Gene Ontology annotation, molecular function: G protein-coupled receptor activity involved in regulation of postsynaptic membrane potential; adenylate cyclase inhibiting G protein-coupled glutamate receptor activity. The transcript has 4 exons.
UGGGUUUUUGCCUCUUUUCAGUGAUGGUUGGGCGGACAGAGAUGAAGUCAUUGAAGGUUACGAACCUGAAGCAAAUGGAGGCAUCACUAUCAAACUGCAGUCUCCAGAGGUCUUGUCGUUUGAUGACUACUACCUGAAGCUGCGUCUGGACACCAACACCCGCAACCCCUGGUUCCCUGAGUUCUGGCAGCAUAGGUUUCAGUGCCGCAUCCCGGGACACCCGCUAGAGAAUCCCAACUUCCAGAAGAACUGCACUGGCAACGAGAGCCUAGAAGAAAAUUAUGUGCAGGACAGUAAAAUGGGAUUUGUCAUCAAUGCUAUAUAUGCUAUGGCUCAUGGACUACAAAAUAUGCAUCAUUCCCUUUGCCCUGGACAUGUUGGGCUGUGUGAUGCUAUGAAGCCAAUCGAUGGCAGCAAGCUCUUGGAGUUCCUCCUGAAAUCCUCAUUCAUCGGUGUUUCUGGAGAAGAAGUUUGGUUUGAUGAAAAGGGAGAUGCCCCUGGAAGGUAUGACAUCAUGAACCUGCAGUACAUAGAGCCCAACCGCUACGACUACGUCCUCAUUGGGACCUGGCACGAGGGCGUGCUCAACAUCGACGACUACAGGAUUCAGAUGAACAAGAGUGGAAUGGUGCGAUCGGUGUGCAGCGAGCCUUGCUUGAAGGGCCAGAUUAAGGUGAUCAGGAAGGGAGAAGUGAGUUGCUGCUGGAUUUGCACUGCUUGCAAGGAGAAUGAAUUUGUUCAGGAUGAAUUCACAUGUAAAGCCUGUGAGCUUGGCUGGUGGCCGAACGCUGACCUGACAG